GAGUAGGCUGUGCAGUGUAGUGUAGGCAGUAGGGCCAAUAUAAUAAGAGGGAAUGAACGGGAUUCUGAAAAAGGGCGGAAAAUCAAAACAUGGCAAUUCGUUCACUGCUCGGAGCUCUACGUAAUCGAUUAAUCCUUGCUUCCUGCUCUCGAUCUCGAUCUCUCAGCACAUUGGUUUUGGCCGAGCAUGAAGCAGGCUGUGUUAAGGCUUCAUCGUUGAGUGCGGUGGAGGCUGCAAAAUAUUUGGGCGAGGAUAAUUCUGUAUCUUUGUUGCUCGCGGGAUCAGGCCCUUCCGUACAAGAAGCUGCUAAUCACGCUGCUUCUUGUCAUCCUUCAAUUUCUCGGGUGCUUCUUGCUGAUUCAGAUAAAUUUACACAUCCUCUGGCUGAAGCAUGGGCCAAACUAGUGCACAUGGUGCAACAAAAUGGCAGCUACUCGCACAUAAUUUCCGGAUCAGGUUCCUUUGGGAAAAACAUUCUCCCUCGUGCAGCUGCCCUUUUAGAUGUUUCUCCUAUAACUGAUGUCAUUGAGAUCACUGGAUCUAAUCUUUUUAUCAGGCCAAUAUAUGCUGGUAAUGCUCUUAGUACAGUCCGUUACACUGGUUCAUACCCUUGCAUGUUGACCAUUAGGUCUACCUCAUUUCCGUUGGGGCAAGCAACAACUCAACUGAAGCCUACUGCUGCAUCGAUUGAUAUGGUUGAUGUUUCAAAUUUUGGUGAAGGUGAGUUGGUCAUAAUAUGGUAUCAGAGAGAUGAGUUCCUGUGUUCCAAUUCCAGCCAACACCGGAUUCUAGCCCCGGUGGUCUUCUCUGACUCUACCUACGAUAACAAUGCAUUGGGUAAAUCGAAGUACAUAACUCAGUCUUCCCAAGACACAGAACGCCCAGAUCUUGGAAGCGCACGUGUUGUGGUUACUGGAGGACGAGCAUUAAAAAGUGCAGAAAAUUUCAAGAUGAUAGAGAAGCUUGCUGAGAAACUUGGCGCCGCAGUUGGAGCCACUCGGGCUGCUGUUGAUGCUGGAUAUGUACCAAAUGACCUACAGGUUGGCCAAACUGGAAAAAUUGUUGCCCCUGAACUAUACAUGGCAUUUGGUGUUUCUGGCGCUAUUCAACACCUAGCAGGAAUAAGAGAUUCUAAGGUCAUUGUUGCUGUAAAUAAAGAUGCAGACGCACCAAUUUUUCAGGUUGCUGACUAUGGGCUUGUGGGAGACCUUUUUGAGAUCAUACCAGAACUGUUACAGAAACUCCCUGAUAAGAAGUAGAUGGAUGGUUUCUUUUCUAUUACUCGAAAUUCUGGGAACAUUAAAGUUAAAUAAUUUAAUUACUGCAAAUAAGUCAUUAUAACCAAUAUUCUUUCAUAGUUGACCUCGCUUAAUUGAUGUGUCUACAAAUGUGACUCAUGAUGAUGGCCAAUUUAUUCAAAUAUAUGGAUUCACCAAGUGUAUGACUAUGAUCCAUAAGGUUGUCAACUGCCUUUUUCUACAAUUUUAUGUGGUCAAGGUGUUCUUGUAUGUAUUGAGAUAUAAAUAAUGAUUUAGUAUUUCUCCCUAUAAAACAAGUGUUGAAUAACAUUUUAGGAUGGAUUAGAGGAUCCAAAUUCAUUGAACUUAAGAAUAAGGUGACCACCUUAUUAUAAUUCUUUAGAAUUACUUAAUUAAUUGAUAUUCAUGUUAAUCCAACUAAAUAAACAAUUACCUGCUAAUAAAAAUGCCUAUGCAGCUGUUUGUAGUUGUUGGAGUAGGACUAGACUACUUAAUGAGCAAAGAAAACCAAUAUUUAAGUGAAGAAUUAGGUGGAACAAUGUGCUGCAACAGAACCUAUUUUCAUGUCCAGAGACACCAUAACACACACACACACAUAUGUAUAUACAGAAGGUAUAUAUAUGUGUGUGUAUCUGUGGAAAAACUGAAAAGCAAUGGCUGCAAGUAUAUACAAAAUUAUAAUAAAGUCAGCCAGGAAGAAGCUUUGUAUGUCAACUUUGAUCUGAUCAGCAAAUGAUCAAGGUCAAACAGGUUUUUUUUUUUAUUUAUUAUUAUUCUUUUAUUAUUUAUAAGAGAAAAGAAGAAUAAGGGUGGGUCUAGUUUCAACAGAGUUAAUGGGUGGGCACAUUCAUAUAUGCUCACUCCCUCAGUCACAAUUUGUCCCUAUCACCAUUAGCUUUGUAAUAAUUUAAUCAAGAUCACUCUCAUAUCUCACAUCACAGUCAUCAACAUAGAUAGUAGAUAAAUAGAUAGAAAGAUAGAUAGCUGUUGUGCAAUUGCAUCAUGCAU
This is a messenger RNA of Andrographis paniculata, 2267 nucleotides long. Its product is annotated as electron transfer flavoprotein subunit alpha, mitochondrial. The record is from RefSeq and is a predicted model, not a curated record. Bases 90 to 1259 code for a protein of 389 amino acids. The transcript has 9 exons. Gene Ontology annotation, cellular component: mitochondrion. NCBI's taxonomy places the organism in Eukaryota, Viridiplantae, Streptophyta, Magnoliopsida, Lamiales, Acanthaceae. Gene Ontology annotation, molecular function: flavin adenine dinucleotide binding; electron transfer activity.